Erythranthe guttata (spotted monkey flower) is the source of this 337-nucleotide messenger RNA. Lineage: Eukaryota; Viridiplantae; Streptophyta; Magnoliopsida; Lamiales; Phrymaceae. The record is from RefSeq and is a predicted model, not a curated record.
AAAAUUCCUCAGGCAUUUUUCGAAAAGCAUCCACAUUAUGCAAAGAACGACUUUUACAUCACCGGAGAAUCGUAUGCUGGUCAUUACAUCCCCGUUUUUGCAGCUCAGAUUCAUCGGAGAAACAAAAAUAAAGAAGGGCUCUUCGUAAAUCUCAAAGGAUUAGCUAUUGGAAAUGGGAUGACUAAUCCGGAAAUCCAGUACAAAGCAUACCGUGAUUAUGCUUUAGACAUGAGACUGAUCGACCAAUCCCAGUACAACAACCUUAACAAGUCCGUUUCAACAUGCGAACACGAAACAAAAACAUGUGGUAAUAACUAAUAAGCUAUUUCAUUAUAUA